CCACUCUCUUUCUCUCUCCACAGUGUCUCUUCCUUUUUCUUCAACGUCACAAACUCACCGGCGGUUUAAAUUUCACGGUUGAGAAUUUUUCAUCAAUCACUAUGAGUCCUGGUCAGUUGCCUUCAGAUUCGAUCAAAGUAGUUCCUGGCAGGAGUAAGCUGAGGGUUGAAUCUUCAAAUCCAGUUCCCAGAGGGAAUCCAACAUCUAAAGCUUCAAAGGUGAAGCUGCUUUCACCGGAGGAAGCUAUGAAACUUACAUCUGGAGGCAAUGGAAUGGCGGUUUCUCCAGUUAAGCCUACUCGUGCACCUUCUCAAGUACCAAAACCUGUCCCGCCUCGUCGAACUCCUGAAGCACCAAGACCUGUCCCGGCUUGUCCAACCCCUGAAGCACCGAGACCUGUCUCGGCUCGUCCAACUUCUGAAGCACCAACCCCUGAAACACCGAGACCUGUCUCGGCUCGUCCAACUUCUGCAGCACCAAGCCCUGUCUCGGCUCGUCGAACUCCUGAAGCACCAAGACCUAUCCCAGCUCGUCCAACUUCUGAAGCACCAACACUUGUCCCGGCUCUUCCAACUUCUGCAGCACCAAGCCCUGUCUCGGCUCAUCCAACUUCUGCAGCACCAAGCCCUGUCUCCGCUCAUCCUACUUCUGCAGCACCAAGCCCUGUCUCGGCUCGUCAAACUUCUGAAGCAUCAAAACCUGUCCUGGCUAAUCCUGCAGCAGGUAUUAGAAGAGAAAUCGUUUGCGGUCUUCGAGCUUUGAGUAUGACUACUACACCAGUGAGACAGAGAACCAAUCCAAGUCUCCUUCAAUCUAAGAAGGUUGAGCCUCCAAGUCCACGUGCGUUGCAAAUUCGUUCAAGAGUUAAGCAACAAGCAGCUACUGCAACACAAGUUCAACAAGGGACGAUUGUGGAAGUUGGUGGUAAAGCUAAAGAUCAUGGUUCCAAAGAGAUACGUCAAUCAGUCUCUGAGGAAGAAUUGUCGAAAUUACUUCUAUAUCUACCAGCUCAGAAUCCUUCUUGGAACGGACGCAUUAUGGAUUCUGCCUCACCUCCUGAGUUUGACUGUGAGUUUUGGUCUAAACCGGCAUCCAAUAUCACGAGGAAGGCACUCAGACGUUCAAAGGCAAUGCCUGCAUUACUCAAGGUCGAGCUGCUUCCUACAUGCCACAUUCUGAAUGAUGUGUCUGGCAGAAGCCCAACGCUAUUGAAAGUCGAAAUGUACCUUUUCCCAGAUGAGAAGAAAACAGAAAGGUUUAAAGGGGAACAUGCUAAUCUGUUUGAGGCAAUGGCAACUCGCAAUGUCAUGGCCAAAGCUAAUAUAAACGACACUGUGUUGUUGAUAUUCUCCUCGAAAUUAUUGGACAAAACCUCCCAAUUUGUCAUCAAUACGCAGAAGAAAACAGAAAACUUCCUUUGGGGUUUUUUUCUCCAGACCAAAAACUCACUAGGACUUGUACCAGAAACUGCUUCUCAAAUUGAUACAGAUUUUGAUGAUGGGGAUGUUGUUGACAUGGACAUAGACACUGAAUGUCUGACCCCAAGUUUGGCUCUGAAGCUAAUUACAGAAUCACAAAACACUCCCUCAAGAUCACCGGAGAAGGUGAACAGAGAAACAAGUUUACCUCCUGGUUUCGAGAAGAUAUGGACACCACCUUUGGUGAAACUUAAUAUACAAGGAACUUCAAACCCUCUAUCUGAUCUAACCGGAUCGGCUGGAAUAGUGCGUGACCAAUCAGGGAAGUGGGUGUUUGGGUACAUCAGGUGCCAUAGGAGCAUCCCUGAAGUCGCAGCUGGGCUUUUGGCUAUAUACCAUGGCCUCAAAUUUCUGUGGGACAGCGGUUUCCGAAGAAUCCAGUUGGAGACAACAAGCUUUGAGAUCAUCAAUGCUCUAACAACAAGAUCGUCCCUGUUUUGUAAAAGGAAAACGCUUCUGGGGUCGUGCAAGGACAUGAUAUUGAAGGACUGGGAGUGUGACAUUUACCAUAUCUCCAAAGAACAGAACUCGUGUGCAGAAUGGUUAGCAAAGAGAUCAGAAGAACAGCCUCAAGAUUUAGUUUUCUUCGAAUACCCUCCUCGAGGCCUUGUCGAUCUUUUGGAGAAAGACCGUCUUGCAGCUAUUUGUCGAAAGAUAAGACUGUCACAUCCCCCGGAGAUGACAAUGGCCGGCGAAUCUUCCGGCAAGAAAUGCGGAGACGGUGACGGUAAAGUCGCCGGGAAAAGCCAGCGAAAGGUGGGUCUUGUUUAUGACGAGACGAUGUGCAAACACGACACACCUGACGGUGAGGUUGACGUAGAGUGUCCCGAUCGUAUCCGAGUAAUCUGGAAGAAGCUUCAGCUCGCCGGAGUCACUCAAAGAUGUGUGGUUCUUGGUGCUAGUAAAGCGGAAGAUAAGCAUCUCAAAUUGGUUCACACAAAGAAACAUGUUAAUUUAGUGAGGAGUAUUAGCACAAAACGGAAGGAUUCUCGGAGAAACAAGAUUGCUUCACAGUUUAAUUCGAUUUAUCUGAAUGGAGGUUCAUCUGAAGCCGCAUAUCUUGCAGCUGGAUCUGUUGUAAAUGUGGCAGAGAAAGUUGCAGAAGGAGAGUUAGAUUGUGGCUUUGCUAUAGUGAGGCCCCCAGGACACCAUGCCGAGGCAGAUGAAGCCAUGGGUUUUUGUUUAUUCAAUAAUGUAGCCGUUGCUGCUAGUUAUUUACUAAACGAAAGACCGGAUCUAGGUGUCAAGAAAAUUCUGAUUGUUGAUUGGGAUAUCCAUCAUGGAAAUGGUACACAGAAGAUGUUCUGGAAAGAUCCUCGCGUACUAAUAUUCUCUGUUCAUAGGUAUGAUGACGGAAGUUUUUAUCCAUUUGGCGAUGAUGGGAAUUAUAAUAUGGUUGGGGAAGGUCCAGGUGAAGGUUUUAACAUAAACGUUCCAUGGGAGCAAGGAGGAUGUGGAGAUGCAGAUUAUUUUGCCGCAUGGGACCAUAUCUUGAUUCCUGUGACAAAGGAAUUUAAUCCCGAUAUUAUUUUGCUCUCAGCUGGAUUUGAUGCAGCUAUCGGUGAUCCGCUCGGGGGUUGUUGUGUUACACCAUAUGGAUAUUCAGUCAUGUUGAAGAAGUUGAUGGAGUUUGCACAAGGAAAGAUAGUGCUGGCCUUAGAGGGAGGGUACAAUCUUGAGUCAAUGGCAAAGUCUUCACUCGCAUGUGUACAAGUUUUGCUUGACGACAAACCGGUUCAAUGUUCUUCUGGAACAUACCCUUUAGAAUCUACACGUCAUCUCAUACAAGCGGUACGCAAAAGACUAUGCGUAUAUUGGCCUUCACUUGCAGAAGAAUUAUCAUGGAAGCUGGUUGAUCAGAAAACUCCUACUCCAGUUGGGCACCUUUCUUCUUGUCUACCAUUUCCAUCUUCAUUAUUCGUUGGCCGUGAAUCUGUAGUUAGUGGCGCAAGGACAGAAGGUCCUAACCUGACCGUGCUUCCCUCCUUAGAGCCCAGAAGCACCAGUCAUAGUUUGCCCCACUCGCAUCUUUCUGUCACCAAGAAAAGAAAGGCUCCCGCUUCUGGUUCGACCUCAAGCCGUCGAUUCUCAGAGUUGGAGGAUGUCAUAGUGGAGAAGGUUCUUCCGUCUUUUCAGGAAGAGCUGACAGGUAUGGAAUUCGAGGACCGCAUCGCUUUCGGCAAAGAAAGUUCCUUCAAGGCAAUUGUGAUGUUUGAUCACCUUGCUCAGGAGAAUAGAGAGUUGAGGUACAAAAUUUCUGCUGCUUCUGACGCGUUGAUGGCGUCUAAUGAGAAGUUAAAGAACCUAAGUGCAGAAAGAAACUCUGCUGACGCUCUCCUUCGUGAAGUGGAAGAGUUGAAGUCUCUAUUGGCUGCCCGAGAUGGAGAAUUGGAGGCAAAGAGAAAAGAGUUAAAGGCCAAAGAUAAGGAGCUAGAAGCGCGGCUAAUGUUGGUUGGCGCUCGAGAAGAUGAAAUGCGUGGUCUUCGUGCCAAAAUAGAGAGUUUGCUGCGGGAGCGAAAUGAGGGGGUAGCAAAAGCUGAGCGCCUAGAUAAGGAACUCCAAGAAGAUAGGCCAAGAAGCCGCCUAGAGAAUGAAGACACGGAUAUGGACUCAGAAGAUGAAGACAUCGAAACCCUGUCUCAGAAGUUCAAGAAAGACAUAAACCUUGUCUUCGAGAAGUUCAGAAAAGAUACUGAGCUUUUCAUCGGGGAGUUAAAGAAAGAAAGGGAACAUGCCAUCACCGCUGCAGUUAUCACCACUCGGUAUCAAGUAUGUCGCAAAUGGAAGAGCCAGGGUACUCUAAGUGGGGAGCUUAAAUUCGCAGCAGAAGUAUACUCCAAGCUGCGCUCUUUGGUUGAAGAGCACGGGAAGAGCCACAUUUACCCUUGUGUAGAAAUGUAUGAGGAGGCGUGGAAGGAGUUUGUUGGUCCUCGUCAUCACCCAACACUUGAGAAGCUGAGAGCAGCAAAGCUUGACCUUUUCACUUUUCGAACGAUACUGUCUCAUCUCCCGGUUAUGGCUAUGGCCGGAGAAUCUUCCGGCAAAAAGUAUGGAGACGGCGACGGUAAAUUCGCCGGAAAAAGCCAGCGAAAGGUGGGUCUUAUUUACGACGAGACGAUGUGCAAACACGACACACCUGACGGCGAGGAUCACCCAGAGUGUCCCGAUCGCAUCAGAGUUAUCUGGGAGAAGCUUCAGCUCGCCGGAGUUUCUCAAAGAUGUGUGGUUCUUGGUAGUAGCAAAGCGGAAGAUAGGCAUCUUCAAUUGGUUCACACAAAGGACCAUGUUGAUUUAGUUAAGAGUCUUAGCACUAAAGAGAGAGAUUACCGGAGACAUAGGAUUGCUUUACAGUGGAAUUCGAUUUAUCUGAACGGCGGUUCAUCUGAAGCAGCAUAUCUUGCAGCUGGAUCUGUUGUAAAGGUGGCAGAGAAAGUUGCAGAAGGAGAGUUAGAUUGUGGUUAUGCUAUUGUCAGGCCCCCAGGGCACCAUGCUGAGGCAGAUGAAGCGAUGGGGUUUUGUUUAUUCAACAAUAUAGCCGUCGCUGCUAGUUAUUUACUAAACGAAAGACCGGAUCUAGGGGUCAAAAAAAUUCUGAUCGUUGAUUGGGAUGUCCAUCACGGAAAUGGUACACAGAAGAUGUUCUGGGAAGAUCCUCGUGUACUAUUUUUCUCUGUUCAUAGGCAUGAGUAUGGGAGUUUCUAUCCAGCGGGUGAUGAUGGAGAUUAUAACAUGGUUGGGGAAGGUCCAGGUGAAGGGUUUAACAUAAAUGUUCCAUGGGAUCAAGGACGAUGCGGAGAUGCAGAUUAUCUUGCUGCAUGGGACCAUAUCUUGAUUCCUGUGGCUAGGGAAUUUAACCCGGAUAUUAUUCUGCUUUCAGCUGGAUUUGAUGCAGCUAUUGGUGAUCCGCUCGGGGGUUGUCGUGUGACCCCAUAUGGAUACUCAGUUAUGUUGAAAAAGCUGAUGGAGUUUGCACAUGGAAAGAUUGUGAUGGCGUUAGAGGGAGGGUACAAUCUUGACUCAAUUGCAAAGUCUUCACUUGCAUGUGUCCAAGUUUUGCUUGGAGACAAACAAAUUCAUGGUUCUUCUGAAGAAUACCCAUUCGAGUCUACAUGGCGUGUCAUACAAGCGGUACGCAAGAGGCUAUGCGCAUAUUGGCCUUCACUUGCAGAUGAAUUAUCGUGGAAGCUGAUUAAUCAGAAAACUCCUACUCCAAUUAUCCUUAUCUCAAGCUCCGACUCUGAAAAUGAAGACGACGCCCAUGGACUCCUGGAUCAAAUGUCGAAACUCAGCAUUGAAAACCACCAAGGUACACCACUUGAAAACCACCAAGUAGAUACUGUAUCUACAUCGUGGAGAGCUGAUCUCGCAAAGGUUGACGUUUGGUAUGCCUCUUUUGGUUCCAACAUGUGGAAACCGAGGUUUCUUUGCUAUAUUCAAGGGGGACAGGUCGAUGGAAUGAAAAAGACAUGUGUUGGCUCAAUGGAUAAAAGUCCACCAAAGGAUAUAGUGUGGGAAACAUUUCCACAUAGAUUGUUCUUUGGCCGUGAAUCUUCAGUCAGUUGGGGUGUAGGAGGAGUUGCUUUCACCAACCCCCUUGCUAAUUUCAUUGAUCAAACUCACAUGUGUUUGUACCGAAUCACGCUUGAGCAGUUCAACGACGUUCUGUCUCAAGAAAAUGGUUUGAAUGUUGAUUCAGAUUCUCCAGUCUUUGAUCUAGCUGCUUUGCAGUUAGUAGAGAACAAAGGAUCCAUUUUAGAAGCUGCUUUGAAUAGUUGGUAUGGAAAUGUUGUCUGCUUGGGGAAAGAAAGCGACAUUCCUAUACUUACAAUGACUUGCACGCUUUCUGCUGUUGAGAAAUUCACAUCAGGUGAGAUCCCUCUAAGACCUCCUGCAGAAGCCUAUGCCAACACUUUAAUAAGGGGACUUGUGGAAGGAGGAAGAUUCUCUGAAGAAGAAGCUAAGGCUUACAUAGACAAUGCUGUGUCUAAACCUCUCUAGUGUAUUAUUUACUCAGAAACCGCCCUUUUGAUCACGAUUUGAAGCUUCAGGUUUCUGAGUUAUUCAAUUAGGAUUAAAACCACAGGUUAAGAAAUAUUAUGAUACUUU
Molecule: messenger RNA, 6584 nt
Organism: Arabidopsis arenosa
Lineage: Eukaryota; Viridiplantae; Streptophyta; Magnoliopsida; Brassicales; Brassicaceae
Source: the annotation of a GenBank genome assembly